Diprion similis is the source of this 5000-nucleotide messenger RNA. It is a transcript of the gene Pi3K21B, whose product is annotated as phosphatidylinositol 3-kinase regulatory subunit alpha. Gene Ontology annotation, molecular function: GTPase activator activity; 1-phosphatidylinositol-3-kinase regulator activity; protein binding. Gene Ontology annotation, cellular component: phosphatidylinositol 3-kinase complex. Gene Ontology annotation, biological process: insulin receptor signaling pathway; phosphatidylinositol phosphate biosynthetic process; regulation of GTPase activity. Lineage: Eukaryota; Metazoa; Arthropoda; Insecta; Hymenoptera; Diprionidae. The transcript has 13 exons. Bases 301 to 3786 code for a protein of 1161 amino acids. The record is from RefSeq and is a predicted model, not a curated record.
UCUGAGCAUAAGGUUCGCUUGGAUUGCGGAAGUAUUUUCAGCUGAUUUAUUCAGUUUAACAGCCAUGACGAUAAUACACCAAGAGAGUAUUAUCUUUAUUUCACCCGGUGUAAGGUAAAUUUCACCAUUGAAUCACGAUUACCUCUACUAUUUGUUGUAUGUUAAUGGAAAUUCAAUGGAUAUCUGAAUUCAUGUCAAUUAACGACAAGAAUUAUCUCCGUCGUUCUUACGAUUCGUAUAGCGUUGCGUCGAUUACAUGAAACAUAAAAAGCAGCGGAGGAACUUUAGUUGAGUUUCGCAAUGAACCAAGUUAAUAGCACAACUGCUACGCAGUCGCAUUCCGGGACUGUGACAAAUACGCGCAAUAAGGAUGGUAACAUCGAUCCGGAUGACGACGACGAAGAUGGCGAUAAUCUGGCAAACGACAGUCCUAGUCUCUUGGCGACCGAACUUAAGUCCGCACCGGUAAGAUCCAGGCUUCUUACGGUCGAUUCGGACAAUUAUAUGCUGCGUCAAGGUCCCAGGGACCAUCAGCUAGGUAGCGAUACAAUCAUUGAGAAUGGUGGCAACCUAAAAAUAACUUCACGAAUGUUCGGCAACACAAACGGUGAGAAUGUAAUCGGUAAACCGAUACGAUCCCUUGGAUAUGCCAAUCUCAAGCUGUCUCCGACCAUUAGAAACCCACGAAUUGAGUCAGAGACCUUGCCAACCUACGACGUCCAGGCGUGUUAUGCCGCGACGUGUUUUAAUACCGGAGAGGGCGAUAAAGAUGAUUCGGCAAAUACUGUUACUAACACAGCAACCCAGUUCAAUAGUCAUAACGAUGAAAUCCCGUAUGUCCUACCUGGUUCAGGUCGAGUCAGCUGUGCUCGUCCUCUGUCCUUUCACCGUGUUGUAUGCUGGUGCGGUAGUUUAGAGGAUCUAUCGAAAGCGCAAUGCCGAAAAAUGGACAAUGAAGAAUCAGAUGCGUCUGUGAAAGGCGCGAGGACGUUGGAGUAUCCUAGUGCUAGUAAUAACAGUAAUAGUAGCGUUAAAGGUAGCGAUGCAGUGCGUAAUCACACUUCGAUUAAUAACAGUUGCAAUAAAAUGGGACUACUCAAGGUAUCCGCUAAUGUGACAAAUCUUUGUUGUUGUAUGUGCGGUUCUUUGUGCCCAACAGAGUGCCACGCAUGUUUUCACCUUGUCUGCGCCGAGUACAACGAACAACAUUUAUGUCAAUGGAUAGACAAGGAUCCGGCACAUUCCGGCACUACGUACGAUAAAGAAAAGCCGGUCAGCGAGUGGACUGCCUCAAAUGUGGUCGAAUGGAUGUCAGCCUUGAACCUUUAUCGUUACGCAGACGUCUUCAAGUCCAAGGAUAUCAAAGGGAGUGACUUGUUCAACUUGGACCGGGAGAAGCUUGUGAAUAUGGGAAUAAAGGAUGAGUUUCACCAGAAGAAUAUAUUGCUGUGUAUCGAAGAAUUAUGUCAUUCUGUACCACAAAAUUCAACACCAACUGCUAAUAUACAACAAACGACACCUGGAGAGACGGCCCAGAAUACCCCUGGUUCGACAUCACCCUCAACGAUAACACAGAGCGGCAUUCGUCAUUCGCUCGUACCCCGUAGCUUCAGUGUUCUCGAAAGAUGUGUCAAAUGUAACAAGUAUCUGCGCGGGUUGCUGCAUCAAGGUUUCUUUUGUCAAGCGUGUGGACUGGUCGCUCACAGAACAUGUUCUGCUACUGGUUUACCAUCCGAUUGCCUACCACCGGAUGGAGAUACCCACCGUACCAACUUCAAUGCAGUCUUUGGUCUAGCAUUGUGCUCCCAAUUUGACACAACGACGCACACAGCGCCGAUCUUGGUUGAAAGGUGCACCCAUGUACUCGAGGAUCAUGCUUUAACUGACAAUACUCUGGAUUUGUACAAAGUUUAUCAAAGUACACCUCCCAAUGAGCAAAUGCUUGAACUUCGCCAAAAGAUAAUCGAUGAUGUGAGUAAUGUAGAUCUCUCAAACUACAGUCCUCAAUGCAUCGCAAGUUCACUUAAGAAAUUUUUGCGAGAACUACCAGAUCCUGUAAUACCCGUCCAGUGGUAUGAUACUUUUUUAGAAGCUUCCAAACUUCGUAAUGACGAACAGUGUACCAAGUGCCUUUUCAAAUUAGUCGAUGAACUUCCGGAACAUCAUAAAAGCACACUUCGUCAUCUAAUGCUACAUUUCUGCCGUAUAUGUCGAUUACAACAUGCUCGCGGCUACAGAGAACCACCGACAAUUCUUAUUCAAGUUCUUUGUCACAUAUUUCUACGUCCGCCAUGGGAGCGCAUAAUUCAAGUCGUUCAUAAUACGGAGGCCCACAUUCGCAUUAUGGAGUUAUUGUUGCUUCGCGGGGACUGGGGUGAUAAACUACCAGAAUUCGCAAGCGCACCCCAGUUACCUCCCCGCAAGGUAUCAAGGCCACAGUUUCCCGUCGUCGAUCAAUUUUCUACUGUUACGACGAGUGACGACGAUUGCUGUACAAUCGGUAAUGAGAAGUCGACGACAGAUAGUAAUGGCAAAGAUCAGGUACAGCAGCAUCAGCAACAGCAGCAGCAUCGGCCUCGCAAUCUCCAGGAAGCCGAAUGGUACUGGGGCGAUAUAACCAGAGAUGAAGUCAACGAACGACUGACCGAUUCGCCGGACGGCACAUUUUUAGUACGUAACGCCUCGUCAAAGGAUGGGGAAUACACGCUCACAUUGCGGAAGGGUGGUGCAAACAAGCUCAUUAAGAUUUGUCACCGCAACGGCAAAUAUGGUUUCUCGGAGCCUUUUAAUUUUCAAUCGGUAGUCGAAUUAGUCGACCAUUAUCGAAACUGCUCUUUAGCUCAAUACAACUCGACAUUGGACAUUAAACUUCUCUACCCUGUAUCGAGGUUUCAACAGGACGACGACAUUGGCGGCAUGACGGACAUGAAGAAUGUGAUCCAAAAAUUUAUCGAACUGGAUAGGGAGUUGAACAAUGCGAUGAAGCAGUAUGACGAUUGCUCAGAAUUAUAUUUACGGACGUCACAUGAAGUGCAACUCAAACGACAGGCUCUAGAUGCGUUCACGGAAGCCAUCAAAAUGUUCGAGGAUCAAAUGAGGCUACAGGAAAGAUUUCAAAAGGAAGCUCAACCCCAUGAAAUCAUGACCCUCACUACAAACGCCGAGGUAUUGAAGCAGCGGCUGAUAUCUUUGGAAGAAAGCAAAGAGCAACUGGAUGAUAGCUUGAAGCAACAAAUUGCAUACCAUAGAACUCUGGAGCGUGAGAUGCACCAACUGAAACCAGAAGUAAUUCAACUCAGCCGGCAGAAGGAUAAACAUCAACUAUGGUUAAAGAAGAACGGUAUGAAACAGCAACGAAUCAAUCAGCUGGCAUCUAACCAUUCGUUGGCAAAUACAGCCGUCGUCGCAGAUUUACAAGAGUCCGACUUGGAGGUGCACGCUGAUGAAAAAACGUGGUUGUUUCUUGAAGUGACGCGAACCGAUGCCGAUCGGUUCUUGGCUGGUAAACCGGAUGGGACGUUUCUUGUUCGACGAUCCACCACGGGACAAUACGCUCUUUCUAUCAUGUGCAACGGCACGGUGAAUCAUUGCAUAAUAUAUGACACCGAACGAGGAUUUGGAUUUGCCGAACCCUACAAUAUUCAUGAAUCAUUGAAGCAUCUCGUUCUGCACUACGCUCAGAAUUCUCUGGAGGAACACAACGAAAGCUUAAAGACUACGCUGGUCUACCCAGUGUUCGCUUCGCCGACCGCCCUGAGUCGGCUUCAAGCACAAAUGCAGGUAUAAAGUCGUACGCUGUCGUCUCAACCGACCUUGUUACGGUAAACGUGGGAGGUGUAAACUAUGACUAUAAGAUAUCCAGUUGCGACAAACAUGUAUGGGACGUGAAACACACUGUUCGGUUUUUCUUUGCUGUGAUUGCCAAUGUCCGGUCAUGCCCGCAGACUUGAAUUUGCUUUACCCGAAACAAUUGCGUAUAAAAGUACUCGAAGCGACGGACCCGGCUACGGUCGUCGAAAUUUAACAGAACGACAAUCUGAACUAUUUUCCUUACGACCAUCCAACGACACUGAUCUGCGCCAGUUUUCACUUUUGUUAUAUUAACAAUAGCGCAGAAUUACACACCUUUCAAGUGCAGGGUAAUCUGCCCCCGGUAAAAUAUCAUAUGUACGUUGCGAAGCAAACUGAUUAUCUUUUAUUCAAAUUCGGCGAAAUUUUGAACCUGUAUGUAACUGAGCUGUUUGACAGUGUGUGCCGAAGUCCCGAAAUUGUGAUCCUUAGUUUAUCACAGCUUUAUCGAAUGCCCAAAGACUGUUGAAUUAUGGAGUAACGGUGUACGAGCGUACACAGAACUACUCGGUGUGAUCAAUAAACCCAAUUUGUUUAUUAGCGAAACAUAUUGACACGGCUGCCAAAAUGAUCGGAUGCCCUUCUUUUCAUUUUGUCCAAUUGUCAACUAUGCGCGCGUGUGUGUGUGUGCGUGCGUCCGUGUGUGCGUGCGUGUGUACCGAUCUUCGCGUAUCAAAAACUUGUCGGGUCAUGCAGACAACAAUAGUCCAUGGUGGACGAUAAGUUAGAUACCUAAGUAGGGUACGGUAUGAUUGACUAUAUAAAGAUGAAAUAUGUGAUGAAUAGCGUUGGAUACUAGGGAGCCCAAAACAUGAGGUCUUGCCAAAGGGUCGCAGGGCCCGUGCGGCUCAAGUCCGUGUGCCACCUCUGCUUUUCUUUUCUUUUUUCUUCUUUCUCAUCUGUAAACAAUAUGUUAGAUAUAUUUAUUACAUCUAACUCGUUCGUGCUCUAUCAUUCAAGAGAUGUCAAACUCGUUGGACGACUUAUGUUGGAGAAUUUUGUGACCACAGAGCGGUCGGUGGUCGUAAAAUUGUGCCAGCUAUAUACGAAUACGUAUGCAUAGGUAUAACGAGUUGAUUCUUUCAUUGCAUUUCACUCUGUUCACGGGCAUGGACUCAUAGUGUGUACAGUUGACGAGAGAUAUUUAUCUU